UCGGCCGCGAGCGGCACGCGCGCAGCCCCGGGGAUGCUGGAGCGGGCGCGAUGGCUCCCGCCAUGCAGUCGGCCGAGCUCCAGUUCGCCCAGCGGCUGGCCUCCAGCGAGAAGGGUGUCCGCGACCGCGCAGUGAGGAAGCUGCGGCAGUAUCUCAGCGCAAGGACGCAGAGCGACACAGGAAGUUUCAGUCAGGAAGAACUCCUAAAAAUAUGGAAAGGACUCUUCUACUGCAUGUGGGUGCAGGACGAGCCCCUUCUGCAGGAGGAGCUGGCGAACAUUAUUUCCCAACUCAUCCAUGUUGUUAACAGCUCGGAGGCUCAACACCUGUUCAUUCAGACCUUCUGGCAAACCAUGAAUCGAGAGUGGCAAGGGAUAGACAAGCUGCGGCUGGACAAGUACUGCAUGCUGAUCCGCCUGGUCCUGAGGCAGUGCUUCGAAGUUCUCAAGCGGAAUGCCUGGGAAGAGAGCCAAAUCAAACUUUUUUUGGACAUCUUGAUGAAGGAGAUCCUGAAUCCCGAGAGUCAGUCUCCCGAUGGAGUGAGAGCCCACUUGAUUGACGUUUAUUUGGAUGAGCUCUCCACUGUGGGAGGGAGAGAGCUUUUAGCGGAUCAGAACCUCAAGUUAAUUGAUCCAUUCUGCAGAAUUGCUGCCAAGACUAAGGACCCCACGCUGGUACAGACUGUAGCUAGAGGUGUUUUUGAAGUCAUUGUAGAUCAGUCUGCUUUUGUACCUGAAGAGACCGUGGAAGAGCAGAAAAGCAGAGUGGGAGAUGGUGGCCUCUCUGCCGAAGGGAUCCCUACAAACAAGCCGGCCUGCAGGAAAGCAGGCAGUGGGAAGAAGGCCGCGCUGGGCGAUUGCCUCAGAGAUGGAGUCGUUGGCAGCAGAGAAAGAAACAGCUGUGCGGCCUUCAAAGACUCAGGGUCACCUCUCCAGUUCGACUAUAAGGCAGUAGCUGAUCGACUCUCGGAAAUAGCCAACUCAAAGAGCACCCCUCCCUUCAACCGGAAGCGGCUCUGCAGACUGAUCCGAAAGUUCCAGGACCUCUCUGAAGCAGGCAAUAGUGCUCAACUCAGUUUUGCUGAGGACGUUACUGCUGAUGAAAAUGGUCAAGCCCUCAGUCAAAGAAGGCACAAGAAAAAAAGAAAGAAGCUUUUAGAGAGAGCUGCCCUGGAUAGGGAGAAAGGAAGCACAGUCUCUCUUGAUGGUGGAGAGGACAGCGGAGGCAACAUUCACAAAAGGAAAAGGAAAAAGAAGAAGAGGAGCCACUUCCAGGCUGAGACUGAGGACCUGGAUACUGUUGCCAUGCCCCCAGCACAGAGUGCUGAUAGUGAGCCUGACACUGCCCGGAGGCAGACCCCACAGGCCUGUGUGACUGGACCUGCAGCAGACGCCACGUCUAGCAUCAGAGAGAACAGCCCCGAGCCAACACCCAUCGUACCCAUACACAAUAAAAGGAAACGGCCAAGAAAGAAGAGCCUGAGGGCCCACAGAGAGACCUGGAAACCUCAGGAGGAUGUGUCAGAGAACGACCCUAUCAGUGGCCAACCUCAGAGCUCUGCCACCCAAGCUUCCUCCUCAGGUGUCCAAGCCCAGAAGAGGAAACGGAAACUCGGAGCUCUCCCUAUCAGCAGUGGCGGCUUGACAGUGCAGAAGGCAGGCACCCCCAUAAGUCCCGGGGAAGAGAGAGAUGGCCAGACCACCCUGCCCCAGUGCAAAAGGCCACAGAAGAAGGCAGUGUCCAGCAGUCUUGACCUCUGUGAUCUGUCCAGUCAGAAAACAGCAAUCUUAAAGAAGAGGAAAAAAAUGAGACAGACGUCAGACUUCGUGGAGCACAAUGGAGUGCUGGAGUCCAGCGCCGGGUGGACCCAAGCUCCGGGAAGCAACAGGACUCCGAAGAAGCCACUGAAAACGGAGGAUGACUUUGUGAAGUUUGACACCCGCUUCUUACCAAAGCCCCUGUUCUUCAGGAAAGCAAAGAGCAAAUCUGCCGUCCUUCCCCAAGGUCCUGCUGUCCAGCUGAAUAAAACACCCUCCAGCUCCAAGAAAGUCACCUUUGGAUUGAACAGGAACAUGACUGCAGAAUUUAAGAAGACAGACAAGAGUAUCCUGGUCAGCCCCACAGGCUUCUCCAGAGUGGCCUUCAACCCUGAGCAGCGGCCACUCCAUGGAGUGCUGAAGUCCCCGGCCAGCUCCCCGGCCAGCACGCCUCUGUCAACCCUGAAGCUACCAGCCACCACUCCAAAGAGAAGGCCAAGGGCUGCGGACUUCUUCUGAGAGCCAGAGUCCCUUUUUAAAGACUGCUUUUAUACUGGAUAUUCUAUAAAUUAUAACUUUUAAAUGUGGGCUUUUUAAUUAUUUUACAAAUCCCCGUGAACGGGGCAAAUGUUCUGAACCUCCUCGCCGGGGCUGCAGGCCAUGGUUCUUGGCUGAGUCCAUGCACACUCUCACCAGAAGGACUGAGUACUGUUGGUCUGUGGAGCCCUCUCCUCGGUGCCCCUGCUGCGUCUGCCACAGUCGGUUGCCUUUCUGGGCUUUUGUAGUCUCGGUCUGUCUUGUGAAAGCAUGUCGUCAGCUUCAGGCCCGGUCUGUGGGCGUUCGGGCGUUUCUCCUGGGGAUGACUCUUGAAACCCAAUGAGCAAUAGUGUAGUUUUUCUAUGUGUGACCAGCAGGGGGGUGGACGGGUGUGGGGUGGAGAAAAGCCACUCUGUCCCGGAGGCUUUUCCUCCUCUGCCUGGCCUGUUCCUGUCCCUGUCUUCCUACCUCUAUAGCAAGCCCAAAGUGUCUUUUCAGGAGGGCCAGUGCCCCCCAGGCUGCUGCCCACAUUAGCACAGUUUCCCAGGCCUCGGGCAUAGUUCUUCAGCUCAGUGAGUGAGCCCAGGGCCUCUCUGACCGCGCCUCCUUUUUUUUUUUUCUCCCCUUCAUCGUCGUCAUCGAGGCUUGCACCAGUGAUGUCUGGGCCCCAGGCUCUUGGUAGAACAGGAAGUUGGCUGCCCGGGAGAGCAUGCACUGACAGCCAGCUGCCUGUGACCCGGAACACAAGCGCCUGCGUCCACAGGUUCUGUACGGCUCUUCGAGCUUGCAUUUGUGCAGAACCCAGGGAGACGCUCAGACUUCCCUGGGAGCAAAUCGGGCUUCUUUUUCAGAGCAGAGCCUGCUUGGCAGCUGACUGUUUAAGGAACCUACCCUGGGGUCUGAGGGGUGGAGCCGCUCAGGAGGGAGCAGGAGCACAGCAGGGAGCCCACAUCCUCCUGGUGUUGCAGGCUUGACUGGCAGGGCCUCGGCACUCAGCACUAACCAUCUGCCUGCUGUGCUCAGGGUAUCCCCAGGUACCACCUACUCUACACCCUUGUGCCGUUUCCACGCUGCCGCUCCCCAGUAGAGGACUGCAGGUCACUACCACUGCCUCGGGCUCCACUCCUUCACACAGUCAAGGGGUCCACUUCCUGCCGUCGGGCCAGCUGACUGGUGGGUGCCGUUCCUGAUAGGAGUGAAGUCACUGUCUUCUGCCUGCUCACUAAUCAAGUCUGUCACUAGGCCAUAGAAAAGGGAGGCAUUACGCUGUUGUCACGAUAGGUCAGGUGCAGUGUAACUUGUGGUUGCAUGGUUACAGUGUGCUCAGUUUGACGGUCAUAGUCAAAACUAAAACUCGUGUAGAGGUUUUAAGGUAAGGGUUAAGGCAGCAAAUGCUGUUAGCUUUUCAUUUAAAAAGUUCAACACGUCCAACAGUUUUCUGUUUUAAAAGGUAGGUUAUAUAGCCAAGCGGGUCGGUCAUCCGGCAGCAGUGGUGGAAACUUCCUCACAGCAUUUUCAUGCUAGCUACCCAUCCUCAGGGACCAGUAAAUAUUCUGGGAGCACACCUCCUGCCAAAAUCACUGCCAGGGUGGAGGGCAACCUCUGGGUUCACAGGUGGCACACGCGGUCAUGCCAGGCCGAGAUUUUUGCUCUUCUUUCUUCUGUGCACAGCGCAGGAAGGCUCUACCACGUGAAGGAGUACGUUUAGAAUGACAUCUUUGUCCUUAAUGUGUGCCAUUUUCUCAAGUAAAAUGGCUGGUGGAGAAGCAAAUCUUAGCGCUGGUGACCUAAAUAGCACCUGGGAAGAUGAUACUCUCCUAGUAGUGUGGAUGUGGUCAUUUUUGCAGUUUGGUUUCAAACUUACUUUUUUCUCCUCCACCCCGCCAAGGUCUCAUUAUGUAUCCCAGAUGGCCCCACACUGGUGGUCAUCCCGCCUCAGCCUCCCUCGUGCUGGGACACAAUCCCCUUUCUGAACCGAAGCACAGGAUCAUGAGGGGGUGGGGAAGCAGUUGCCUCCCUGGAAAGUAGGUGUGUGUUUCUCCGGAUCGCAUGACUGCCCCAGCGAUGCUUGUUUACGAUCCAAUUGUAUUGUCACCAGGGCUUGUUGGUACAAAUCAAAGCCAAGACCAAUUAAAAGAAAUAUGUUUUUAUCCUCA
Messenger RNA from Peromyscus maniculatus bairdii (prairie deer mouse), 4450 nucleotides. It is a transcript of the gene Rrp1b, whose product is annotated as ribosomal RNA processing 1B. Gene Ontology annotation, biological process: rRNA processing. The record is from RefSeq and is a predicted model, not a curated record. Lineage: Eukaryota; Metazoa; Chordata; Mammalia; Rodentia; Cricetidae. Gene Ontology annotation, cellular component: nucleus; preribosome, small subunit precursor.